Messenger RNA from Spodoptera litura, 3964 nucleotides. It is a transcript of the gene IRSp53, whose product is annotated as Insulin receptor substrate 53 kDa. The record is from RefSeq and is a predicted model, not a curated record. Gene Ontology annotation, biological process: actin filament bundle assembly; plasma membrane organization; positive regulation of actin filament polymerization. Gene Ontology annotation, cellular component: nucleoplasm; cytosol. Gene Ontology annotation, molecular function: protein binding. NCBI's taxonomy places the organism in Eukaryota, Metazoa, Arthropoda, Insecta, Lepidoptera, Noctuidae.
GUGAAGGCGAUAGGUGACUCUACUGGCGAGCCUCGAGUACGACGCACGCCUCGCCUCUACACCUCAACUUAGCUCGGACAGAUGUGUUCGAAAGUGAAUUUGUUUGCUUGAGUGAUUCGACAACCGAAAGGGAGUAGACCGUCGCGGGUGUACAUUGAAAUGUGAAUUUUGUGUGUACAGUGUUAAAAUUGAACUUUGUUCGUACGUUGUUGUUAUCCCGAUGAAGUUUCUCGUGUAGUCACAACUGUUUGCGGAAUUAGAUUAUUGAAAAUCUUUCGCCAUGGAGACGGAGGAGUUGACAAAACUUGUCGAUGGCAUUUACAAGAAUAUUUUGGACAAAUUUAAUCCAGGUGCUCGUCAGAUGAUAACGGCCGGAAAGGCCUACUUAAAGGCUUUACACGGUGCGGCCGCCGCAUCGAGGUUGUAUGUCGAUGCAGUGGGGAAGCUUGGCAGGCAGGCACAACAGGGCACAUGGGGAGGAUGCGCCGAUAUAGGAACUGCUCUUAUGAAGGUGGUAGAGGUAUACCGAGAAAUACAAGAUCAACAAAUGAACAUCCUAAAGGCGUUUUACGUAGACCUACUGGUCCCCUUGGAAACUAAUCUGGAGAAAGACACAAAAGUAGUACAGUCGGAACAAAAGAGGUUUUUACAACAACACAAGCUGAGGUCAGAGAGCUACAGUAAAGCUGCAGCGACAAUUAAAAAACAACGGAAGAAGAAACCUAAUGUUACUAAAGUUGGAUCAGCUAUGGACAAGGAGAUGAAGAACAUGCAGAUACUAGAGGAAGAGAAGACUAAAUUGGAUGCGUUCUGCGAACAAAGCUUGAAGAACGCUAUGACACAGGAACGUCGUCGAUACGGCUUCGUCCUUGAACGGCAAUGCUCCUUGGCUAAACAUUGGUUGGCUUACCACACCGCGGGCGCCACUGCCUACAACUCUGGACUUGAUGAAUGGCUUGAAGUAUCCCGAACCCGUGAAUUCCUGCCACCCAAUGUUGAAGCUAUGUUCGUUAGCAGAAUGAGACAAGUGUCAUUCUGGGCUGAUGAAGACGUAUACGCCAGUCCACGCGUCGGUGAUGAUGAUGAUCGAGCUUCAGUAGGAUCUGCUUUGCGUAAAACUAGAUCAGUGGACGCUUCAUGCCUUGACGUCAGGUCUAUUGGAGACCUGGGCUCACCAACUCAAGGACUAUCAAGAGCCAAAUCCGAUUUCAAUCUACAAGCGAGCUCAAAUAAUGAUGAUUCAGCAACAGAUACCCGUACAGCUACCCGACCUUCCUCUCUUGCCCCGCCGACCUGCACUACACGAGACCCACCACUGGCCCGAGCUCUAUACGCCUACGCAGCUGCCGGAGACAACCAGCUGAGCUUCCAACAAGGAGAUGUAUUAGCACUGCUAGGAGAAAGGACGAAAGGGUGGCAAUAUGGCGAGAACUUGCGCUCGCAUCACGCUGGAUGGUUCCCACUCGCUUACACUGAACCUAUACCGUUUGAUGAAGCUGGCUUUUCCAGCAGAAAUUCACCAGCCCGAUGGAGCUGCGUACAAACGCCAUCAGAAGCUCCACCGCCCGCCCCAAUGGCACAUGCGCAGACUACGCCCUCAGCCACAGUGCACACGCACUCACAUCCAUCUACUCGUAUGUUUGGCGAUACUGUCACUGCUCAUCAUGUUACUAAGGGACGACUUGGUAGCGGCUCACCAGGAUUGCCGCCGACUUUACCAGCACCCUCACCCAGCGCGCUUAGCACUUCAGCAAGUGCCACAUUCCACGCUUCUACUCCAGCCCCAGGUGCCACCACUGCCAUCAAGAAUUCUACAUCAUCAGCCAGCUUUACUACUCAUGCUGUUAUAGAAACUAGGAGUUUUGGUCCACAGACUUUACCUAUGCGUUCUCAGGUGGCCCAGAAUAAAGCAGGUCCUGCUAAAACGGUCGUGAGUGCUGUUGGUGCUGUAGGAAAUGUAUCAUUGCACAGCUCCAAUGACUCAGGAUUCUCCAACGAGCCGCCGCCACAGCCCGAUGUAGACUACAGUGAUGAAGAAGCUCAACGGCUCCGUGUGCCGAUCAGUAAAUCUGCUCAACAAAACAUCGAUAAUAGAGCGUAUUUGCUUAAAACUCAAAGCUUGAAACGAGGCCCUAAACCCAACAAUACUGCUAACGGAUACUUGACCGACGAUCAACAACUGAUGUUGCGUAACAUGCUGGACAUGGACAAGGACUCCCAAAAGGUGAAAAGAACAAAAUCGUUCUGGAAAUUUGGACGCACUACUGCUGAAGAAAUAAUGGAAGGAAUGUCGCUCUGGCAACAUCGUGAUAUUGUUGAUACUGUCCCUGAGUAUAAAAAGAAGCUCUUUGAAAAAAUGAAGAAGGAAUUGCGACCUGCACCAGAUAUACCAAAACAAGCUAGUCCUGAAAAAACCCCGCCAACUGAAAACGGACAACCGCCACGUCCAAAAGAAACGAUUGAUAGGAAAGAUGUGAAAGCUGUUAAUGGCAUUCGCCAAGCGAAAAGUUUAGGAUCUAUCCAAACUGAAGAAAGAAUCGAAAAAAGUCGAAAAACAAUGGAGUACCAGCAUACUCAAACGAUGAACAAAAAAAGUAUGUCCGAGAAAUCUAUAAUUGAAGAAAAGCACGAAGAUUUCGUACCACGAAAUGAAUCAAGGCACUCUGAUUUAACUAACACGAGCACUAUCAAAACAAACUUUGAAAACAGUUUCUAUAACGAUGAAAACGGUGAAGGUUUUGUGAUGAAAACAGUUAAACGAAGAGAAAUUUUACAGAAAUAUGAUAAUGAUAGCAGUUCCGACGUAAAUUCUGUUGCUUCAAGUACUGAUCCAUAUGAUUGUAUAAUUGUAGACGAUCAUAUGAAAUCAAGGAAGCAACAAGAAAUGGAUAGACGUCGGCAGACUCAAAUGAUUGAAGAAGAUGUUAAGAAACGCAAAGAAAAUGCUUAUAUGCCAGAGUUUGAAGAAAUAGAAGUAACUCCUAUAAAGCCACAUGUUCGAGCGACACUAUCUUCAGAGAAAACUAAAAACUCUCCCCACGAACGAAGUCCACCAAAAACUAUGGAAUUCAAAACGUUCAAAGACAGUUCAAAGGAAAUCAAAACAUUCUCUGCCUCAUCUGAAACUCUUAAGUACAAAGAUAAUGAACAACAUACCGAUCGAUAUGGUAUGCCCAUAGAACGAAACAACAACGAUGUCCAUAACGAAGAUAUUUACAAUGGGCACGAUGAAGGAACUUUAAAGUACAAAAAACGCUCAAGUAAUGAUGAAAAGAAUCACCAAACAAAUACUGUUGAAAAUGGAAAGAAUCACAAGAAAGAGUACCCUCAAGCCGAAGUUAGAAACCAGAGGAAAGAUGGAAGGCCAUAUGAGUCUAAUCGAGAACCAAGAAUUGAUUACUCCUUAGACAGACGCCAAACAAGGAAAGAAUUCACUGACACGAAAGGCAGGGAGCAAAAGAAAAAUAGGGCGAACAGAAGUUACGACGAUAGCUCUUUACCGUACAAUGGACGCAGAGAAGAAAGGUACUAUGAAUCUAACAUUUCGUACUUCAGUGACCAAGAGAGGAGAUCGUCUCGGUACGACUAUGAGACUGACUCGAAAAAAGCAGAGAAGUCGAAGAUUCGUCAAGAGGAGGCUAGACUUGAAGCGAGGCGUUUUAUCGACCGGCGGAGCGAGGGACCGUACAGUGAAUCUGACGACCAAAAGUUCAACGAAGCUCUGAAGCAGCAGAGACCACAGUUGCUUCCUCGUACUAAGUUAUUGAAGAGACCAUCGGAAGGAAGCGAGAUGUUGCCCGAAGAAGGCCAUACUUUUGGACCCUGGUAUGAUUUAUGGGGACGCGAAACAGCCGUCUACAAAUAAAAUGAAGGAGGCCGCAACAAUUUGCUACGGUAAAGUUAAGGAAAGCUCUAACAAAUGACCGCUCGUCGCCAGCCAUCGAGUAAUGUUUUAUAUGCGUAU